Messenger RNA from Arabis nemorensis, 957 nucleotides. The record is from the annotation of a GenBank genome assembly. NCBI's taxonomy places the organism in Eukaryota, Viridiplantae, Streptophyta, Magnoliopsida, Brassicales, Brassicaceae.
AUGAUGAUAGUGAACAGCUUCGAUCUAUGGCAAAAAGAUGUUUUCUUCUCCGCAGCUGAAGAAGUUCAAAAAUCUGCAGAUAUAAUGGAGUCUGCUUAUAGAUUGUGGAUUAGAGAGAAGAAAGAUGAGAUCUGUAAAGAACUUCAAGCAGCUUUAGGUACUGCAAAAUGGCAGUUGGAGGAGUUUGAGAAAGCAGUGAGAUUGAGCUAUAGACAGUGUAGGAAUGAUUCUACAUUAACACGGCAUAAACAGUUUGUUACCGCUAUCGAAAACCAGAUUUCUCGCGUAGAAGCUUCGCUGAAAGAGGUUUAUAGUGAGAAAGGAAAAGAACCUCUUCGUUGGGUUCAUCUUAACGAAGAAGAGCGUGAUGAUUUGGCAAUGUUUCUCUCGGGAUCUUCGCAGAGGAGCUUUAGUAGUGAGAGUAGUAGUAUCGAGUCGAAUGGAGGAGCGGAAGUUUCAGCUAAGGAAGUUAGAGGUUAUGGUAAUCGCUCUGAAUGUGUUAUAGAUGUUGAAGAGAGAGUGAAACCGGGAAAUGCGGAUGGUAGGAUACGACAAGCGGAGAAAACAUUCGGGACUAGAAGAACAUGGAGUUCACCAAAUUUUGAUUCUUUGAGGAUUAUAGUUCCUGGUGAUGAUGAUAAUGAAGUAGAACAAGAAGAAAAAGAGAAAUUGGUGGCACAAAUCGAAGCCACGCCUAAAGUGAAAGGAACAAAGACCGUGUUGUGGAUGCAGAGACUUCCUGAUCAUAACCAGCUCUUUGACAGGACCGGUUGCUUCCAGAAUCCGAUGAUACGCUUACCAUUUGCUCACCCAAUCAAGCUCACUGUUUCAUUAAUAUUAAUGGUGUUUCUUCUAUGUGAGUCACUUCACUUUGCUUAUACAGAUUUCGAUCUCGAGCAAGUUGCUAAAGAGUAUUUGAUUGUUUCCGUGUUUAAACCGAUGCAGUACCAUUCGUAG